GCAGACGACAAAAUAUCGACCGCAAACAACAAAACGAACAACAAAAACGAUGCGCGAGGCUACUUUUAAGGCGGGUAUGAGAAACGUAGCGGUCAUUGAUUUCAGUUUUGAAUUCUUGUAAACAGCAGACGCUCGACGUCAUUCAGCACGUGGUUCUCUUGCCAUUUAUUGGCGUUUUGAAAUAGACAUUUUAUGUUUCACCAUGUUUGCACUGUGCAAAUACAAGCGCGACAGCAAAAUAGACGCCCUUCCUGUCUCUGAGAUUCAUGUAGUGGUUAAAAAGGAUGGAGAAAAGACCUUCGAACCCUUUGCACCAACAGGUGUGUCGGACUUCCGCCCAUUCAAACAGAAAAAGUAUGUCGUUUUCUCUGAAGAAGGUGGUCUUGAACGAAGAUGGUACAUCACAAUUGGUCGUUUGGGAGCAUCCCGAAAGAAACUCUUGAAGAAAGCGUCGAAAGUUGAAUGGCUCCCUUCUAGAGAUGCUAGAGAAUCAUUUCCCAGUGACAGCACUGAGGCCUCAGCUCCAACAGGCACUCCUGUCGACCCUGCAAUUGAGCCGAGUGUUAUGGAUGUGGAUGACAAUCCAGGAGAGAUAUCUGCAACAAUGGAAGCUGUAGAACCGACUAAAGCCCCCAUAAACUCAGCUGAUGAACGAACAAGCAAGGAUAUGGAUGAACCCAUGACGGACGCCGUUAAAGCUGUGAGUGACGAACCGAAACCACCCCAGACAUUUGUGAAACUGGCAGUCUUCGAGGAAGCAAUGUCUCUCCAAGGAAGAGCAAUCAGAGCUCUGGAGGAGCAACUCCAGGAUACCAACAAUCGCCUUGAUGCAUGCAAGAGAACUUUACCUGACCUUGAUACCAUUUUUAUUCAAGCGAUAGAGGGCACUGUUAAAAACGAGUUCUCCAGACUGCAGAAUUCCUUUGAUAUUUUGCAGGGGGCUUUUCAGAAGUUACUUUCUUGCCUGCAAGAUAUUAAGGAAAAGGGGAAUAUGGCUCAAGUACUGGAUUGGGUCAAUAAAAUCCCCACUGAUUUGAAUCUGAGCAUGGCCAUAACAGAUGUUAGUAAGACCAAUGUCAAGGAGAAGCUUGACGGGUCAUCAUCUGAUGACACGCUUGAAAAUGUGUCAGAAUCUAGUACUUGGUUACGCUUCAUUAGUAGCCAAAAUGGAACCCAGGUUGCCGAGGGUAGCAUAACAACUGCUUCAGAUGAAACAACUCAACAUAAGUCAGAUUCCAAUCAGCAGAUGCAAACAGAAAUUGAGGAUGAUGCUGUAACUGUUCGAAAUAAGUUAGACUCCAGUCAACAGAUGCAAACAGAAGUUAAGGAUAGUGCUGUUACUGUUCAAUAUAAGUUAGAUCCCAGUCAGCAGAUGCAAACAGAAAUUAAGGAUAAUGCUGCUGUGAUACCUGCUGUCAGCUUUUAUAGCCGUAGGGCAUAAAUAUUCCAAAGAAUUGUUUCUAAUUGCUUUCUCCUUAAUUGUUAAGGCUUUUAUUUGUAAUUGUGCUUUUCAAGAUCUCAAAGACAAAUGUGUCAAUCUUAGAAAUGCUUUUUAUUUUUGACAAUGAAACUGAUUUUUAUUGAACUGCUUUGUUAAGGCUGUCGCAUAUUUUUGUUCAAGACUUUGCAUGCUUGAUUUCUAUUUAUUUGAAAACCAUUCAAAUAAUGAUAGAAGGCUCUUUUGUUUUUGACAGAUUUUACUGAUUGGACGCUUGUUCACAAUGUUAAAGUAAUAAAUCGUUUUUUGUUUUUUUUAU
Messenger RNA from Thrips palmi, 1757 nucleotides. RefSeq lists its product as uncharacterized. NCBI's taxonomy places the organism in Eukaryota, Metazoa, Arthropoda, Insecta, Thysanoptera, Thripidae. The transcript has 4 exons. The record is from RefSeq and is a predicted model, not a curated record. The coding region runs from base 203 to 1441 and encodes 412 amino acids.